Messenger RNA from Hyaloscypha bicolor E, 1869 nucleotides. RefSeq lists its product as uncharacterized. The record is from RefSeq and is a predicted model, not a curated record. NCBI's taxonomy places the organism in Eukaryota, Fungi, Ascomycota, Leotiomycetes, Helotiales, Hyaloscyphaceae. The coding region runs from base 1 to 1869 and encodes 622 amino acids. The transcript has 2 exons.
AUGAAGGCUCACAGCGGGAGGGAGAGGGAGAGGAGGGCACACAGGGCAACAGCGAACACUGGGAGGCAUAUUGCGAAGCCUAGGUCGAAGACUACUUUAGCGCAGAGACCAAGUACGAUUGCUACCGGGGUCAAUGGCUCGGAUGUGACAAGACGAAGGCACAAACGAAGUCACUCCAACAAGAGUGAUAGCUCCAACGAGGCCACAUCGUCGGACGAGGAGGAGCCUGCACAAGAUCACAGGGCUGUGUUGGCCGCAGCCAGGGCCCGAUUGAGCUCACCGUCGACCAUUUCAGCUUUUACUACCCUCACAACUGCGACCAACAACUCCGGUGGGUCAAGUGGGAGUAAUUCAACAGUAACACAAGACUCGAUCACAAAGCGGACAGGAAAGAAGCCGGAGGAGCCGGAAGCACCGUUGUCACCUGCUGUACCGGAUCCACCAGAUGUGUUUGCGUUCCUCGAUAGGGAUGACUCAGCGGAAUCUGAGGACGGAGAGGGAGAGGAUCAUGAGGAAGGAGAGGGAGAAGAUCAUGACGAAGAAGAUGAACGAGACGAAGAAGCCGAGGAGGAUGACGAUGAUCCGGGUGAAGGCCCAUCCACUUGGGCUCCUCAUCAGCCCGAAAUGAUCAUGACAACGAUUGGGUCCUCGCAGAACAGCAGCGCCUCCUCUACUUCCAGCAGCUUCCACGGGGAUGAUACUUUCUCUCAACCAGCAGACCAUGACACCGAUCGAAGUGACAGCCCGGAGCGGGAUGUUGAUGGGAAGGAAGAACCAGCUCAAGCUCCUCCACCAACUGAUCGAGUUUCCGCCAAAGUCGCGGCACAAAUGGCUGCGGCUCAGCAGAGACAGAGCAUGUACGCCAUGCAGCAAUUCGGAACUCCGAAUAUGCCACGCGGAAAUUACCAACUUCCUGUUGUUUCACCAAGUGUGUUGAGUUCACGAUACCAGCAACAGAUCAAGCCUCAUGCUCUCCCACGAGCAGAGAAGAUCCCUGUGACAGGGUAUGAACUUCUUGCAUCCCGAUUAUCGUAUUCCAGAGACGCCGAGGAAAGAGGUGAGCGUAUCAGGCCCAUGUACAGAAAAUUCGAAGCUCUGAACCACCGUCUUUUAUUACAUCUUCAAGAUGAAAUCAGCGAGCUUGAAGAACAACUCCACCGCCUCGACAAUGCAGACACGCAGUCCCGACGAGCAGACCGGUAUAUUGUUCCCGCCUCACGUCGGGCAGCCGCACAAGCAGGAGGUGAACUGCAAUGGCAUAAAAUGGAUAUUCUAGGUAAAAUCGGUUACAAGCUUGGACAAUACAAUCAAGCCCUCUCCUCCUUCAACUCGACACAGGCCCUUGCUCCCCCAGACCCAGAGGACAUCGACCUCUACCGCUCAUACCUAGAAACCGAACGCCCCAUCGCGGAACAUGAAACACAUUUCCUAGACCCAGCAGACGACCUCGUCUCCGUCUGCUCCGACACACUGCCCCGCCCUCCCUUCCAAAUGUCAUCUGCAUCAUAUGAUGUUUCUUCCUCCGUGAUCUCCGGCUCAGACAACGAGGUGUCACAUUCCCCGCAUUCCCUCUCGUCAUCCCGCCUGUUAUCACAAGCCGAAAAUAGACAUGAUGGGAUGGAGAAGUCUUCGCUGCCGGCACUCGCCGCAGCAAUCGCGGCCAUGAUUCUCAUCCCGAUCCUAACAUUCAACGUGAUACCGAACUUCAUCGGGAGGGUUACGGUAACGUUUCUUGUUGCGCUGGGGGCCAUGUUCGGACUGGUACAGAGCGGAACGCUUGGGUACGAUGCAUUAGUGGGGAGCGAGGGGAUUUUGUGCACUGGGGUUUAUGGGGGGAUUAUGAUCUGCUUAGCUGGUAUUAUGAGUUAA